Apis florea (little honeybee) is the source of this 2017-nucleotide messenger RNA. It is a transcript of the gene AsnRS, whose product is annotated as asparagine--tRNA ligase. Gene Ontology annotation, molecular function: nucleic acid binding; ATP binding; asparagine-tRNA ligase activity. Lineage: Eukaryota; Metazoa; Arthropoda; Insecta; Hymenoptera; Apidae. Gene Ontology annotation, biological process: asparaginyl-tRNA aminoacylation. Gene Ontology annotation, cellular component: cytoplasm. The record is from RefSeq and is a predicted model, not a curated record.
CGAAGUAAGUUCUACAUAAGUAUGCAGAUCUAUAUUGUAUCAUCGACGUGGAAAUUACAUCAUUCAAGUUUCAAUAUUUUCAAAUUAUAUUGAAUCUUAUAUUCUUGUAUCAUAAAAUUAUAAUCUUAUAUCGUAAAAUUGUAUUAUUAUAAAAUUAUAUUUAAAAUAAUUAAUUAUAACACAAUAAAUUUAAAAAAAUUAUAAUAAAAAAAUAACAUGCCGGCGAUGGAGUCUUCUGAAUCAUUAUUAGAUGCAAUUUAUAUUUCGCAAAAGAAUGGAAAUGAUGAAACAGGUGAUGGUUCUAAAACUAAUCCUUUUAAAACAAUUUUAAGAGCAAUGUGUCAUGCAGGAAAAGAACCAUUUCCACCAAUUUACCAAAAUUCUCCUAAGGAUGAUAAAGAGUAUGAAUUAGUAUCAAAAUCUCAAUUAAAAAAAGUGCAUAAAAUUUGGGCAAGAAAAGAAUAUAAAAAUGAAGAUAAAAAGAAAUUAUUAGAGGAUGAAGAAAAAAGAUUGAAAAAUUUGGAAGAAGCUAAAACAAUUAUAAUUCAAGAAGAUAAUACUUUGCCAUCUGCAAUUUGUAUAAAAAUUCGAGAAAGUAUUAAAUAUCGGGAUCAACGAGUAAAACUUUUAGGAUGGGUACAUAGACUUAGACGUCAAGGAAGAGCACUUAUGUUUAUCACUUUGAGAGAUGGAACAGGUUUUCUGCAAUGUGUAUUUACUGAUACUUUGUGUCAAAUAUAUGAUGCAUUGACCUUGUCUACUGAAGCUUCCAUUGAAGUAUUUGGAACUCUCAAGAUUGUGCCAGAAGGAAAAAAUGCUCCAGAUGGACAUGAAUUGCAUGUUGACUUUUGGAAAUUAAUAGGAACAUCUCCUCCUGGUGGUGCAGAUUCUAUUUUAAAUGAAGAAGCUCUUCCUGAUGUCCAAUUAGAUAAUAGACAUAUUAUGAUUCGUGGUGAAAAUACAUCACGUAUAUUACGUCUACGAUCUGUAUUGACUCAAGCAUUUAGAGAUCAUUUCAAUGAAAGAGGUUGUUAUGAAGUAACACCACCAACGUUAGUACAAACGCAAGUAGAAGGAGGUUCAACAUUAUUUAAGUUAGAUUACUUUGGUGAAGAAGCAUUUUUGACUCAAAGCUCACAGCUUUAUUUAGAAACUUGUCUUCCGGCAAUGGGCGAUGUAUAUUGUAUUGCACAAUCUUAUAGAGCAGAACAAUCUAGGACUCGAAGACAUCUUGCAGAAUAUACACAUGUAGAAGCAGAAUAUGCAUUUAUUACAUUUGAAGACUUAUUGAAUCGAUUAGAAGAUAUGAUAUGUGAUGUUGUUGAUCGUGUGCUUAACUCAAAUCUUGGUUAUCUUGUUAAAGAAUUAAAUCCUGAUUUUAAAAUACCAAAAAGGCCAUUUAAAAGAAUGGAUUACAAAGAUGCAAUUGAAUAUCUUCGGGCUAAUAAUAUAACCAAAGAUGAUGGAACAUUUUAUGAAUUUGGUGAAGACAUUCCAGAAAUGCCAGAGAGAAAAAUGACCGACACAAUAAAUGAACCUAUAAUGUUAUGCAAAUUUCCUGCAGAAAUUAAAUCAUUUUAUAUGCAACGUUGUUCUGAUAACAAACGUCUUACAGAAUCAGUGGAUGUACUUUUACCGAAUGUUGGUGAGAUAAUUGGAGGUUCGAUGCGUACAUGGAAUUAUGAUGAAUUAUUAGAAGGCUAUUCUAACGCAAAUAUUGAUCCAAAACCAUAUUAUUGGUAUACUGAUCAGCGAAAAUAUGGUACUUGUCCCCAUGGAGGAUUCGGAUUAGGUCUUGAAAGAUUUUUAUGUUGGCUUCUGAAUAGGUAUCAUAUACGGGAAGUUUGUCUUUAUCCACGAUUUUUGGAACGUUGUCGACCUUAAAUUGUAUUAUUUAUAUAUUAUUUAUAUUGAAAUAUAAAAAUUCACUCUAUUAUAGCAGAUAAAUUAUGUAAACUUUUAAAUUAAUUAAUUCAAUUAUAAAAAUAUUUCAUGAUUAAAAUGUAUACUUAUGUAA